Molecule: messenger RNA, 1437 nt
Organism: Mercurialis annua (annual mercury)
Lineage: Eukaryota; Viridiplantae; Streptophyta; Magnoliopsida; Malpighiales; Euphorbiaceae
Product: protein ABCI12, chloroplastic
Exons: 7
Coding region: 212-1354 (380 amino acids)
Cellular component (GO): chloroplast
Source: RefSeq, a predicted model, not a curated record
CCAACAGAACUAUAUCUCAUCGCAUCUCCGGAUCCAUCAAUUUUGAUUUAAGAGAAAUAAUGAAUAAUGAUGGUCUAUCAAUGAAAAUCAGGCUAUUGGAGAAAUUUAAUAAAUGGCGUUUAAAGUAUCAACAAUGUCGUUUUGGAUUUAAUUUAGAAUACCGGGAAGUCAUUUUUGUAACGGUUGUUUUAAUAUCAGAAAAAGAGAAGCAAUGAAGUGCAUGCACAAUACAAUCCUAAGUACAACUAUCAUUUCCCCCAAAUUUCAAAACCCUAAUAAUUUGAGGCCCUCAAUUUCACCAAAUUACACACACUCCAUUUAUAGAACCCAUAAAAUUCUGAAGCUAAGAAGCCUUAGAAUCAAAGCUUUAGUGGAUAAUCACUCCGGAGAUUCGAGCAACUGGUUGAACCGGUUCCCGACCGGAGCUUUGGCAGCUGAGAAAAUAUUUAGAGUGAUUUCAGGUGCCACAGAAAGUCCGAUUGCGCAGUUUAUAUCUCCUCCAACCACUCUGUUACACCGUGUUGACCCCCGAAUUAAAUUGGUAUGGCUUUUGGUUUUAGUUGUAUUGCCUGCAAGGUCGCACUUAAUCAUGCGUGUUGGGCUGGUAGUUUACUUGGCUCUUUUGUCUAUCUGGAUUCUCCCCAGACAAGUUUGGAUGGAUCAAUUGGGAAGAGUGUCAUUGCUUUCCGGAAUUUUGUUUAUAAUGCUGGGUUUCGGUUCAGAUAGUGCACCUGCACUUAUACAGUCAAGAACUCCACCACCUGCAAUGAUGGGCUUGCCUAGCCUUCCUGCUUCUUUGGGAGGCUAUUCAUAUUUAAUUAUGAAGCUAGGACCCCUAAAGUUUACAAGGAAGGGCUUAUCGGUAGCAAGCACAGCUGCAUGCUUAACUUUUACGGUUUUCCAAAGUGCAAGCCUCUGUCUGGCAACCACAACUCCGGAACAAUUGGCAUUUUCUUUACGGUGGUUUAUGCUGCCUUUGAGAUAUAUUGGCGUACCAGUGCCUGAAAUUAUUCUUACCCUCUUGCUCUCUCUAAGGUUCAUCAAUCUAGUGUUUGAUGAGGUUCGUAAUGUUGCUUUAGGGAUUGUAUCUCGAAGGAUAAACUGGAAGCUAUUAACAAUGAUGGAGACAAUUGAUGUUUUUGCUUCCUAUAUACGUCGAAUCUUCAAGAACAUCUUUAACCAUGCAGAGCAGAUAUCUCAGGCGAUGAUUGUGCGGGGCUUUAGAGGGGACAGCAACUCUCAUAAGAUGUACUACAUAUGGAAGUCCUCAUUUGGGAUGGCAGAUUUUGUUUCCAUUCUGUGCCUCAUUAGUGUUGUAGCUGCUGCUUUCCUUUCUGAUUAUUUCCUCCUUUGAUUAUCUGAUUGUUAGAGACACAUUAUCCCUCCAGAUAAUGCAUUCUUAAUCUACUGUCAUUGUCACCACAAUUUUAUUUUAUA